AAGUGCGAUUUAUCAACAAGUAUAAGUGACGUAAUGCAACCAGUAAUCUGUCAAGAACCAUAUAAUAAACAUAUCUAUAGAAAAAUCGGUAUUGGGCAACGAAAAGAGUAUGUAGAUUGUUCUGACAACACUCCAUCAACGAUGCACGACACUGUUCAAGUAGAAACCGAACCAAAAACAUUCUCGUUGCAGAAUGUCAGUUGUAGAUGUGGAGAAGGAACAAUGUUACAUGAACAGCAACAAAAACAGCAUUUUCAUAUUCAGCUUCUUCAAUCGUUGAAUGAAACGCCCAUAGGAUUGAUGAAAAAUGAAAACAGAGGAUCAGAUGAGGCGACGUGGAAAGCGAACUGUUCUAAGUUCUAGCAGCUGACGUAACUAACGCGCUAAAAGUACUGCCCUUUUGAUGUUAAAUUCUAUGGACAGCGUAAACUGAGGGUGCUUAUAUCGGGAGUUGGAUGUAGCUUAGACUAUGGUAAAAAAAGCACAAAUUAUUUUACAUCACUUAGUAAAAAGCAACUGACACACGUGGAAUCAUCAUUUUGCUCCAGUAUAAUUAACUCAACGACGGUAGACAACGAUGGCAUCGUGAUUCUCGCUGCUUUUCGAAUAAAAGUGAGAGAUUAUGAGGCGAGAGAUUACCGAGGGAAAGUUAAAAACGAAAUCUUUCACCUGGAAUCGAUGUAUACUUUAUCUUU
Belonocnema kinseyi is the source of this 695-nucleotide messenger RNA. RefSeq lists its product as uncharacterized. Bases 34 to 363 code for a protein of 109 amino acids. NCBI's taxonomy places the organism in Eukaryota, Metazoa, Arthropoda, Insecta, Hymenoptera, Cynipidae. The record is from RefSeq and is a predicted model, not a curated record. The transcript has 3 exons.